Molecule: messenger RNA, 1668 nt
Organism: Aspergillus alliaceus
Lineage: Eukaryota; Fungi; Ascomycota; Eurotiomycetes; Eurotiales; Aspergillaceae
Product: calcium-binding mitochondrial carrier protein
Exons: 7
Coding region: 1-1668 (555 amino acids)
Biological process (GO): transmembrane transport
Molecular function (GO): calcium ion binding; ATP transmembrane transporter activity
Source: RefSeq, a predicted model, not a curated record
AUGGCACCCGGCGAAUCCAACGAUGAACGCGAUGAAAGAGUUGCGAAACUCUGGCAGAGCCUAGGUGUUCGUAGGGACGGUCGUCUCGAUCUCAAUGGGUUGAAAAAGGGGCUGAAAAAGAUUGAUCAUCAAUUCCGGACCUUCGUCGAUCAUACCGAGCAGGGCCUAUGGCGCCUUUUUCAGACCAUCGAUCGCAACCACAAUGGGGAGAUUGACAAGAAUGAGCUCAAGGCUGCCUUUUCGAACGCCGAUGUAACUGUCUCGAGCGCUAAGCUGGACGCAUUUUUUGCGGACGUGGACACGAACAGCGAUGGCGUCAUUUCGUAUCCCGAGUGGAGGGACUUCCUCCUCUUCUUGCCCGCCUACUCGUCCUCAAACUUGCGCGCUGUCCUGUCAUACUACACGGCCACGGGAAAUCUAAACCCGGAAGGAGAUGUCCACAUCAAUGAUCUACAGGGUUUAGGUACAGACUACUCGUUUCCUAAGCGUUAUAUUUUGGCCAUAAAGAACUUUUUGUACAAUAUUCUCCCAGUGCAUGCUUUGGCAACCUUCAUCCCGUCAGCCUAUGCGGAAGUCGGCGAGGCACUCAGUUUCGGGGUCGCGCUCGAGAAUGAUGCUGUAUCCUUAGACGAGUUGGAGUGGCUUCCCGUACCCAGGACUGUCGCCAUGUGGAUGUCCUUCCGAUCUUUUGAACAGAAGUUGACAGAGAACACUCCUCACUUAGGUUACUUCAUUGCCGGCGGGAUUGCAGGGGCCGUGUCCAGGACAGCAACGGCGCCCCUGGAUCGGCUUAAAGUCUAUCUUAUUGCUCAAACCGGCUCGAAAUCCGCUGCUGUUUGUGCAGCUAAGGAUGGCGCUCCGUUGCGAGCGGCAGGAAAGGCAUCAAAAUCUCUUGCCGAUGCUGUCAAGGAACUGUGGCGUGCCGGAGGUAUUCGGAGUUUAUUCGCAGGGAAUGGUUUAAACGUGUUGAAGGUCAUGCCUGAAUCAGCCAUUAAAUUUGGAGCAUAUGAGUCUGCCAAACGAGCAUUCGCUCGUCUUGAAGGACAUAAUGACCCAAAACGACUUGCACCAACGUCGCAGUUUUUGGCUGGAGGGUUUGGUGGAAUGGUGGCCCAAUGUUUUGUCUAUCCUCUUGACACUCUAAAAUUUCGGAUGCAGUGUGAAACUGUGGAAGGUGGCUUGAAAGGCAAUAAACUUAUCGCAGCCACUGCCCGAAAGGUUUGGAACAAGAAUGGCUUGUACGGCUUUUUUCGCGGCUUGCCUCUUGGCCUUGUUGGCAUGUUUCCGUAUGCAGCCAUCGAUUUAACGACUUUCGAAUACCUGAAGCGCGGAUUGCUAGCACGCAAAGCUCGCCUCCACCACUGCCAUGAGGAUGACGUCCCUCUAAAUAAUUUCACUACGGGAGCUAUUGGUGCGUUAAGCGGAGGAUUUAGCGCUUCCGUCGUUUAUCCACUGAAUGUCCUUCGAACACGACUUCAGGCGCAAGGCACUGUUCUCCAUCCGACAACCUAUAGUAGCAUUGGCGACGUUGCUCGAAAAACAAUCCAGGCUGAGGGAUUCCGCGGCCUCUAUAAAGGAAUUACUCCUAACCUCAUGAAGGUUGCACCUGCCGUGUCCAUCAGCUAUGUCGUGUAUGAGAACUCAAAACGAAUGCUUGGUCUGAGAUAG